Messenger RNA from Budorcas taxicolor (takin), 1935 nucleotides. It is a transcript of the gene MRGPRF, whose product is annotated as MAS related GPR family member F. The record is from RefSeq and is a predicted model, not a curated record. Bases 142 to 1173 code for a protein of 343 amino acids. The transcript has 3 exons. Lineage: Eukaryota; Metazoa; Chordata; Mammalia; Artiodactyla; Bovidae. Gene Ontology annotation, biological process: G protein-coupled receptor signaling pathway. Gene Ontology annotation, cellular component: membrane. Gene Ontology annotation, molecular function: G protein-coupled receptor activity.
CGGGACCAGAGGUGGGCAUCGCGGAAGGAGCCUUCUGCCAAAGGGAGGCCUCCGAGGAUCGGACCCGCAGCUGCAGUGGGUUGUGCAGGCCGGUGAGCUGUGAGCAGAGCCUUGAGGAACGUGGACUGGCCAGGCCUGGAGAUGGCUGGAAACUGCUCCUGGGAGGCCCACCCCACCAACUGGAACAAGGUGUGUCCCGGCGUGAGCGAGGCCCCCGAGCUCUACAGCCGGGGCUUCCUGACCAUCGAGCAGAUCACCAUGCUGCCGCCGCCGGCCGUCAUGAACUACAUCUUCCUGCUUCUCUGUCUCUGCGGCCUGGUGGGCAACGGGCUGGUCCUCUGGUUUUUCGGCUUCUCCAUCAAGAGGAGCCCCUUCUCCGUCUACUUCCUGCACCUGGCCAGCGCAGACGUCGGCUACCUCUUUAGUAAGGCCGUGUUCUCCAUUCUGAACACGGGGGGCUUCCUGGGCCCCUUUGCCGACUACAUCCGUGCCGUGUCCCGGAUCGUGGGGCUCUGCAUGGUCCUCACCAGCGUCAGCCUUCUGCCAGCCAUCAGCUCGGAGCGCUGCCUGUCGGUCAUCUUUCCCACCUGGUAUUGGCGCCGUCGGCCCAAGCGCCUGUCGGCCGUGGUGUGCUCGCUGCUCUGGGCCCUGUCGCUGCUGGUCACCUGCGUCCACAACUACUUCUGCGUGUUCCUGGGCCGCCAGGCGUCCGGGGCGGGCUGCAGGCACGCGGACACCUUCCUGGGCACCCUGCUCUUCCUGGUCUUCUGCCCGCUCAUGGUGCUGCCCUGCCUGGCACUCAUCCUGCACGUGGAGUGCCGGGCCCGGCGGCGCCAGCGCUCGGCCAAGCUCAACCACGUCAUCCUGGCCGUGGUCUCGGUGUUCCUCGUGUCCUCCAUCUACCUGGGCAUCGACUGGUUCCUCUUCUGGGUCUUCCGGAUCCCGGCGCCCUUCCCUGAGUACGUCACUGACCUGUGCCUGUGCAUCAACAGCUGCGCCAAGCCCGUGGUCUACUUCCUGGCCGGCAGGGACAAGUCGCAGCGCCUGUGGGAGCCUCUCAGGGUGGUCUUCCAGCGGGCCCUGCGGGACGGGGCCGAGCCGGGGGAGGCGGGAGGCGGCACGCCCAACACGGUCACCCUGGAGAUGCAGUGUCCCUCAGGGAACGCCUCCUGAAAGGCCGGGUGCCUGCAGGCAAGGCGGGGCCCGCGUGACCUCCAGAGACCCUUGACAGAGGGACAAGAGCCGGCAGCGGCCCUGGGGCCCAAGCGCAGGGAGAGAAAGCCGCUCCCGCCUGCAAGCCGCCUUCUCCCAGGGCACAGGCUCCCCUGGGGAGGCUGGCAGCAAGACAGACAGCCCCCCAUGGCCCUGCCAGGCUCCCCCGGCCACCCCUCCUUCCCUGAGCUGCGGUACAGAAGUCGCCCCCAGGCCAUGGGCCGGGUGUGGGGCUCCUCCUGACCCCAGGAUGGUCAGGAAGGGAGAGGAGGGAGUCACUCAGCCCUGUCCACCUCCUGCCCGAGAGGCAGCCCUCUCCCAGAAUGACUGUGCCAGCACCAUUGCCCAUCGGGCCAGAACUUCCUCCUGCCGUGAGGACACCUCCUGGCUCCGUUCUGUCCUUUUAAGGUGACCUUGUGAGCUGUGGGGGAGAGCUGCCCCUUAACCACCUCAGGGUCCCGUCUUUCUGUGGAUGACGUUCCCGCCUCUGGGGGGCCCUUGGGCGGCCCAAAUGGCGGGGCUUCUGUCCUGGCAAGUGGCUGGACGCAGAAAGGAGCCUCGGCCGGCUUGGGUAACUCUCUCUCCUUUCUGACUCCGUGCCGGCUGGUGCAUCCGAGCCGCCAUCUGCCUGGCCCGCGGGGCUCUGGUGGGCCAUCUGAAAGUGGGCGCUGGCUCUCCCUGGCCACUCCAGCCCACCUGCAAGCACGGUGGCCCAGCUUGGUC